UUUGACAGUGUCACGACGGGACCCGAAUUCACACAUGAUAAUUGCAAGAAGUCGUCUGUUUGGCAGGACGAUCGGCACAGGCACAGCAUUACAAGCUGACAGUCUGCCACCUCUAUUGGUCAUCACGAGUGAGAAAUUGUUUAUAAUCGGUAAGGAAGAUGGUGGUCCGACAGUACAAUGAUGAGCUCAAAUACCUUGAGCGCCUCACACCAAACUGUUGGCGUAUCAAGAAAGGCUUCCAACCGAACAUGAAUGUGGAUGGAAUAUUUUAUGUUAAUGAUCAUCUUGAAAAGCUUAUGUUUGAUGAACUGCGAAAUUACUGUCGUCCAGGAGCUAUAGGGGGUUUCCUUCCUGGCAUGAAGCAAAUUGCAAAUGUUGCUGCUUUGCCUGGCAUUGUUGGGAAGUCUGUAGGCUUGCCCGAUGUUCAUUCAGGAUAUGGCUUUGCUAUAGGAAAUAUGGCUGCCUUUGACAUGGAUGAUCCUAAGGCUGUUGUUUCUCCUGGUGGUGUCGGUUUUGACAUUAAUUGCGGAGUCCGACUACUUCGAACGAAUCUCACCGAGGCAGAUGUAACUCCUGUAAAGGUAUGCAUUUAUGCGGCCAUAGCCCUUGCUAGUGAGGAACUAGAAAUGUGCCUUUUAAAACGGAGUAGGAUUAAAAGACAUUGUCUAAAUUCGUACAUGACCUCUCAGUAUCAGGAUUUUCUGCUGACAAAAAGAGUGCUUGGGCUAGCACAGGCGGCUUUUGGUGCUUUUGACAGGGCUCCUGUUUCUCCAGCUUCGACACUUCAGUUGAGUGUUCAAUCUGAAUCAGUCAGAUUACCUAAAGUGAUUUUAUCAACGUUAGCAAAGAAGGCUCUUAGGGAAGUUGAUAGCUUUAGCUAUCGACCUUUUCACCUGCUUAGUAGGAGACUAUGUGGACCACUUUUUGAAGAACACCUUCAAGAUAUAUUGGAAGUUGUUAGCUUUUUAGACUGGUCAGUAGACACACUGGCUACGAAAAUUCUGGAAUAUCCCGAUUUUCCACCCAACAUAGGUUCAGACCUUCUAGAUGUUCUCUUCUGUUCGUACAAAGAGCCCAUGCACUUUAAUGCAAGUGGAUUUCACUUGCUGCUUACAACAACAGCAUAUUUUAAGAAACUCAUGAAAAAUUACAUAACAGGUUAUGUUUGGGCCGAAGACAAAGAGCACUGUGAAGAAUAUGGACGAAUGGCUCAAGCUGACCCUGCCAAAGUAUCUAUGAGGGCUAAGAAACGAGGACUACCACAGCUUGGAACACUAGGAGCUGGUAACCAUUAUGCAGAAAUUCAAGUUGUAGAUGAAAUUUUUGACAAAUGGGCUGCUAGCAAGAUGGGAAUAGAACAGAAAGGUCAAAUUUGUGUGAUGAUUCACUCAGGUUCCCGAGGUUUUGGUCAUCAAGUUGCCACAGAUGCUCUUGUUGCUAUGGAGAAAGCAAUGAAAAGGGAUGGAAUUGACACCAAUGAUCGCCAGUUGGCGUGUGCCAGAAUAAAGUCACAAGAGGGUCAAGAUUAUUUAAAAUCAAUGGCUGCAGCUGCAAAUUUUGCCUGGGUUAAUCGUUCAUCUAUGACCUUCUUGAGUCGCCAAGCCUUUGCCAAAAUGUUUCACAGUAGUCCAGAUGAUCUCGAUAUGCAUGUUAUUUAUGAUGUUUCCCAUAAUAUUGCCAAAAUUGAACAACACUGGAUUGAUGGCAAACUUCGAACAUUAUUGGUUCAUCGAAAGGGAUCGACAAGGGCAUUCCCACCCCACCAUCCAUUGAUCCCAGUAGAUUAUCAACUGACUGGACAACCUGUCCUUAUUGGUGGAACAAUGGGAACUUGUUCCUAUGUGUUGACUGGUACUGAACAAGGCAUGAUGGAAACGUUUGGAUCAACUUGUCACGGCGCUGGACGAGCUCUUUCCAGGGCAAAAUCUCGCAGGAAUCUUGACUAUACAGAUGUGCUUAACAAGUUACAAGAAAUGGGCAUUAGUAUCAGAGUAGCAUCUCCUAAAUUAGUCAUGGAAGAGGCACCUGAAUCUUACAAGAAUGUUACGGAUGUAGUGGAUACCUGUCACGCUGCAGGGAUUAGUAAAAAAUGUAUUAAACUACGACCCAUUGCAGUAAUUAAAGGCUAAGUAUUUGUUUAUUUAUAGGUAAUUGAUGACUUUCAUAUAAAUUAUCCAUAAUAUUAUAAUGUUAAUCUACAUACAUACAUACAUUUCAAAAUCCUUAAUGAUGCUGAAGUGAAUGGGAAAUGAAUAUUUUUCAUGUAAAAAAAUUUACUUAAGCUGAAUAAAGGAUCGAAUGAC
Molecule: messenger RNA, 2303 nt
Organism: Macrobrachium nipponense
Lineage: Eukaryota; Metazoa; Arthropoda; Malacostraca; Decapoda; Palaemonidae
Gene: RtcB
Product: RNA-splicing ligase RtcB homolog
Exons: 13
Coding region: 159-2129 (656 amino acids)
Biological process (GO): tRNA splicing, via endonucleolytic cleavage and ligation
Cellular component (GO): nucleus; tRNA-splicing ligase complex
Molecular function (GO): RNA ligase (ATP) activity
Source: RefSeq, a predicted model, not a curated record